Messenger RNA from Prosopis cineraria, 1785 nucleotides. Its product is annotated as WAT1-related protein At1g43650-like. The transcript is spliced from 10 exons. Gene Ontology annotation, cellular component: plasma membrane. NCBI's taxonomy places the organism in Eukaryota, Viridiplantae, Streptophyta, Magnoliopsida, Fabales, Fabaceae. The record is from RefSeq and is a predicted model, not a curated record. Gene Ontology annotation, molecular function: ATP binding; transmembrane transporter activity; ATP hydrolysis activity. Bases 1 to 1785 code for a protein of 594 amino acids.
AUGGUCCGGAGAAUCCAACUUCUUAUACGUACAAAUCCCACAACACGACGGUUACCUCCCCUCCUCACCGUCGCCAAGACCUUCGCCUUCGACCCCAGCCUCCUCCAGCCCAAGCCCUUUGACACCUCCUUUCUUCUCGCCGAGCUUGGCCUCAGUCACUUGGCUCACACCAGACUCGCCGAUAGGUAUUCUGGUGGCGAGCGAAGACGGGUCUCCUUCGGCCUCAGCCUCUUCCACGACCCUACCGUGCUGCUUUUGUAUGAGCCCACCUCCGGCCACGUCAGUGCCGGUGCUUUCAACGUCAUGCAGAUUCUAAAAAUCAAGCUUUGUUUCUCAUCGUCGAACCAUUGUGGCUUCACGCUGUUGCUGCCUUGUUCGGGUUAUUGGAGAGGGAGAGAGGGAGGAGGGAGGAAAAGGAUGAGGAUCUCAUGGAGAGCGAGCAAAGGCAGCGAGGAAAUUAAAAUAAAAGAAAUGAAAAUGGUGAGGAGCUCGCUGAGGUUCUUGGCAAGAAAUAGGGCUUAUGUUGCAAUGAUCAGCAAUCAGGUCAUUUACUCGGGCAUGGCUUUGCUAUCCAAAGCUGCCAUUGCCAAGGGAUUGAACCCUUUUGUCUUUGUUAUUUACCGCCAAGCUCUUGCCUCCCUCGUCUUGGCUCCCUUCGCAUUUUUCGACCGUAAACAGGAUUCUCCCUUGUCAUUCAACUUACUGUGCCAAAUCUUCCUUGUUUCCUUAGUUGGGAUAACCCUAUCUGCAAACUUUUACUGUGCUGCACUCAACUAUAUCUCUGCAACAUUUGCCACAGCCUUCUCAAAUAUCGUCCCGUGCGUUACUUUCAUCUUGGCUGUUGCACUGAGAGUGGAAAGCGUCUCCUUGAAGCAUAUGGAUGGGAAAGCCAAGAUUCUGGGCACUAUUUUGAGCCUUUCAGGGGCAAUAAUAUAUGCUUUCGUCAAAGGACCUCCAAUAGGUUCCAUGAAUGGCCAUCCAUCCAACGAGCAGAACAAUUCUGAGUCAUUAACAGCAUCUCACUCUAAAGAAGCUCAAAUUAAAGGGUUUAUUUUUACGUUCUCAUCAAACUUCACUUUGGCUUUGUGGCUUAUUUUGCAGGGAUUUGUUGUGAAGAAAUAUACAGUAAAACUUCGCCUCACAGCUCUACAGUGCUUGUUUUGCUGUAUGCAGACAGCUGUUUUGGGUGUAAUAUUGGAAAGGGAUCCUUCAGCAUGGAAGCUUGGAUGGGACAUUAACCUUCUUACUGUGGUUUACUGUGGUGUGGUUGUGACAGGGAUUUCAUAUUGGCUGCAACUGUGCACUAUAGAGGAGAAAGGCGCAGUAUUCUCAGCAUUGUUCACUCCUCUCUCUCUCAUCAUCACUGCCAUUUUCUCUACGCUUGUCUGGCGAGAAACACUUCUCUGGGGAAGUAUUGGUGGGAUGAUUUUGCUAGUGAUUGGUCUUUACGCUGUGCUGUGGGGGAAACACAGAGAGAAUAAAAGGACCAAAGCCAUAAUGAAAUUGAAACCACUGAACAAUCAAGAGGACACAAUCACACUGCAUUGGAGAUUCCCACACAGAACGCGCAGAUGUCCAUUGAAGCACCCUCAACAAAGUAAUGGUUUUCACCUGUUGAAUAAGUCCGUCGGUAAAAACAUCAUCACUAAUUCAUUAAUGAUAGAAUUUCAAAUUUCGUUACUCAUUAGCAAUGAAAAUAGUGACAAAAUUGAAAUUUCAUCACUAAUUAACAUCAAAAUUAGUGAUGAUAAUUUGCUGACACUAAAUAAAAAUAAGUUAUUCUAA